Macrosiphum euphorbiae (potato aphid) is the source of this 681-nucleotide messenger RNA. NCBI's taxonomy places the organism in Eukaryota, Metazoa, Arthropoda, Insecta, Hemiptera, Aphididae. The record is from the annotation of a GenBank genome assembly.
AUGGAUCACAAAGGUUUUGUAUAUAAAAAUAAUGGGGGCAUCCAUAAAAAUAAGAGUGUUCGAUAUUUGAUCUGCAAAACCAAAUAUUGCAAAGGCUUUGCUAAAAUGUUUGCGAAUGGGACAAUUGUUGAGUUGGAGAAACAUACGCAUGACCCUGAUGAACCAGACCACAAUCACAUUUUAAAAAAAGCAUUUAGGCAAAUACUGAAAGGCCGUUCUAAAAACGAGACAACAAGACUCCGGACAAUAUAUGAUGAAGAAAUGAUUAGAAAUUCAGCUGCUGCAACCAUAUACUCAUGGCCAGUGGCUGAAAUCUCGAUGAGAAAAGCUAGGAGAACAACUAUGCCAGUUUUACCAUCAUCAUUGAGCGAAUUGGCAAACUUCCUAGAUUUCAAUGUGCAACGUUAUACAUGUUGUCAACAGCCCUUCUUCCAAGAUAAGGUUACAGAUACACACGGGAAAUGUUCAAUAAUUUUUGCAUGCAGUGAACUUAUUAGGAAAAUUGUUAUGCUUGGGAGUGAUGAGUUGCAUGCUGACGCAACUUUUAAAGUUGUGCCUUCAAUUCCACCAAGCCGUCAACUUUUUAUCAUGCAUUUAAUAUACCAAAACCACUCCAUACCGAUUGUUUAUGCAUUGAUGAAAUCGAAGACUGAAGAGGCAUAUACAAUCUAUAAUGACUGA